Molecule: messenger RNA, 1030 nt
Organism: Aureobasidium musti
Lineage: Eukaryota; Fungi; Ascomycota; Dothideomycetes; Dothideales; Saccotheciaceae
Source: the annotation of a GenBank genome assembly
UGAUUCCCGCUACCGUGAGCUGGAUGUCGAAGAGUCGAAGCGAUCGUUUGAGACGACAAGCUCCGAUAUGUUUUUGCAGUCGCCGAGGAAACCGCUGUUGACGAUUGGGGUACAUACACAUUGUGAUUCGCGAUCUGCAUGCAAGCUCAUCGUUCUGGUAUCCUCGAUCCUCAUAGUAUUUAGCUUCCUCGGAGCUCUAUGGCUUCAACCAACAUUCAUCUACGGGUCAAGACCAUACCGUAUCGCUAAAGUGUCCAUGUUGUACGGUGACAACAAACUGUACGACAGAGCUUUGGAGUCACAUACACGACAUGGAGAGAAAUGGGGCUAUUCGACAUAUAUUAAGCGACAGAAUGAGUACUGUGCACGCGACAUCCAAGGCCUCAACACCGGCGUCUUCUUCGUCCGCGUCCACCCCUGGACAAUCUCAAUGUUUGUAGAUAGCAUGGCCUUCCCCCUCUGCAACCCCAAAAUCGAAUUAGGAAACGACGCCGACCAAGCCGCCAUGGCUCGCACAGUGGAAAAAUCCAGCGGUGGCCCUGAUGGCUACGGUUUCAAGCGCGGUAUCGUUUACUUGCCUAGAAAACUGUUCAACAGUUAUGAGCUUCCUGGAUAUAUGAGGGAUGGCAGGACAGAUGUGCUAAGAAACUUUACUGGGUUUAUGGAGCCUCACGCUUUCGAAGGCCAAAAGGGAGAUUUUCUCGUUCACCUGCCUGGAUUGUUUGAUGAUCGUGAGCCUUUGAUGUCGGAUUGGCUGGACAUGGUUGAGAACCGUCAAGAAGAUUGGGCUAUCCCUCUGGAAGAAACAACAUACCUCAAAGACACACAGGCGUUCUGGAAUCUUUAUGGCGAGGCGGUCUCUACCAUAAAACAAGCUCUGAACAGAGAGACCAUCGACAAAGACAUGAGAGACGCAGUCGGACAGCUCAGAAACGCUUUGAGCGAGGNNGAAGCCGAUGACUCAGACAAGAUCGUCGAAUACAUGAACGAUCUGAAGCGGCUUCUUCACCCAUCAAUCCUUCUUGAUGAA